Molecule: messenger RNA, 1686 nt
Organism: Archocentrus centrarchus (flier cichlid)
Lineage: Eukaryota; Metazoa; Chordata; Actinopteri; Cichliformes; Cichlidae
Exons: 2
Coding region: 1-1686 (561 amino acids)
Source: RefSeq, a predicted model, not a curated record
AUGAGAGGAGUGAAAGCCAGGCUCACUCUAAGACCAAACAGUGUACCCAAAUUCUGCCCACCACGCAACGUGCCAUAUGCUCUUCGACCGCAAGUGGAAGCUGAGCUGACAUGCCUCACUGAGCUUGGCGUCAUCUCACCUGUGGCGCAUAGCGACUGGGCUACGCCAGUGGUGCCCGUGAACAAGAAAGACGGCACCGUGAGACUCUGCGGGGACUUCAAAGUCAUCAUCAACCCAGCUCUCUGCAUCGACAAGUACCCAAUUCCACGUAUUGAGGACUUGUUUGCUUCUCUCGCUGGAGGUCAACGCUUCAGUAAGCUGGAUCUAUCCAAUGCAUAUCUACAGAUGGAAGUAGAAGAGAGCUCCAAGAAGUUGCUGAUCAUCUCAACACAGAAAGGACUUUUCUGCUUCAACCGCUUGCCGUUUGGUGUAGCGUCAUCGCCCGCGUUGUUCCAGAAGGCAAUGGACCAGGUGCUCCUCGGACUGCCACACACUCACUGCUACCUGGACGACAUACUGGUCAGUGGUCCCGACAAGCAGACACACCUGAAAACUCUGGAUGCAGUACUCAGCAGGCUAGAGGAAUACGGCCUGCACCUCAAGCAAGAGAAAUGUCUCUUCUUCCAGGAAUCCAUGGAAUAUCUGGGCUACAUUAUCGAUGCUGCUGGGCUCCACAAGUCACCGGAGAAGGUACACGCCAUCAUGGAAGCACCAGCACCAGGCGAUGUAAGUCAACUUCGAUCUUUCCUAGGAAUACUUAACAAAGAAAAGAAAUGGCAGUGGACGUCAGCCUGUGCAUCAGCGUUCCAGAAAGCCAAAGCACUCCUGGUAUCACAAGAGGUGCUCACACACUACAACCCUGAGUUGCCUCUCCGUCUCGCUUGCGACGCUUCACCCUAUGGGAGACCCUAUGGGGUUGGCGCUGUUCUUUCGCAUGUCAUGCCGGAUGGCGAUGAAAAACCCAUCGCCUAUGCAUCCAGAACUCUCAGCAAAGCAGAACAAAACUACGCUCAGAUUGAGAGGGAGGCGUUAGCGAUAGUCUUUGGAGUACGCAAGUUCCACCAGUACCUGUAUGGCAAUACAUUCACUCUACUCACUGACCAUCGCCCGCUUACAACCAUCUUCAGGCCAGUGAAAAGCACACCAUCCAUGGCUGCAGCUCGCAUGCAACGCUGGGCGCUCCUGCUUUCCGCUCACAAUUACACCAUUGAGUACCGAAAGGGGGCCCUACAUGCCAACGCUGAUGGACUGUCGAGGUUACCACUCCCUCAUGGCCCCAGUAAGAAACAAUGUGCAGUGGAGGUGUUCUACACGUCACAGUUGGACACAUUGCCAGUCAGCAACGCCGAGAUCAAGCGUCACACCAUGUCUGACUCCACCCUGUCCCGUGUCAUGGAAAUGGUCACAACUGGCCAUUUUCCAGCUGCAAAGGACGCAGGUGAGCUGUCUCCCUAUCUCCAGCGCCACCAUGAUCUCACUGUGCAGCACGGAUGCCUUAUGUGGGGGUUGAGAGUGAUUGUGCCACACAAACUGCGCCCCCGGGUGCUGACAGAACUACACUCAGCACACCCAGGUGUAGUAAGGAUGAAGAGCUUAGCUCACAGCUACGUUUGGUGGCCCAGCAUCGACUCUCAGAUUGAGCACCAAGCAAAGUCAUGCCACUCAUGCCAGUGUCCUACAAGGUAA